This is a messenger RNA of Eimeria acervulina, 1182 nucleotides long. Its product is annotated as DnaJ protein, putative. Bases 1 to 1182 code for a protein of 393 amino acids. Gene Ontology annotation, cellular component: cytoplasm. NCBI's taxonomy places the organism in Eukaryota, Apicomplexa, Conoidasida, Eucoccidiorida, Eimeriidae. The record is from RefSeq and is a predicted model, not a curated record. Gene Ontology annotation, biological process: protein refolding. Gene Ontology annotation, molecular function: Hsp70 protein binding. The transcript is spliced from 4 exons.
AUGGGCCUCAUUUCUGCACGGCUUCUGGCCGUGUUGGGGGCCUUUGCCCUUGCCGACAGUUCUUUUGAGUUUAAUCUCUUGCCUCUCUUUACGAACUUCGUGAAUGCUGAUCCGUCUCAGCCCGGAAAUCUGUACGCAACCCUCGGGCUGAAGAGGAAUGCAACAACCACUGAAAUCAAGAAGGCCUACCGGAAGCUAUCCAUGAAAUUUCACCCCGACAAGAACAAAAGUCCCGAUGCAGAGGCGAAGUUCCGCGAGAUUUCAUAUGCGUAUGAAGUGUUGAGCAAUGCAGAGCAAAGAAAGGUGUACGACGCGCAGGGCCACGCAGGACUGGAGAGGCUGAAACAAGGAGCAGGACAGGAUUCUGGACAUCCAUUUGAUGUAUUUUCUGAAUUUUUUGGUGGAUUUGGGGGUUUUGGUGGCUUUGGAGGCAGAGGGGGGGCCCGCGAGAUUCCGCAGGCUCCCAGCACUGUGCUGAAGUUGCCUGUAACUUUAGAGCAGAUCUACGAUGGCGUGAGUUUAGACUUUAGUUUCUCUCGGCCUGUCCUCUGCAUCAAUGCAGAUGAGUGCAUGAUGAAAAAGAAAGAAUGCAAGGGGCCGGGAAUCCGUAUUAUCACUCAACAAAUGGGCCCGGGGUUCAUCGUUCAGAAUCAAAUUCAAGAUGAUUCCUGUGUAGAUCAGGGCAGGGCGUGGAUUCAAGGAUGCAAAGAGUGCCCAAGCGGCAUCACGGAAUUGGAGUCAAUCGAACUUAGUGCAACUGUCGAACGCGGAAUGCAAACGGGAGAGAAAAUAAUGUUUGAGGGGAUGGGAGAGAAUCGCAUAGGCCAUGAACCCGGCGAUUUAAUUCUUAUUGUAGAGGAGUUGCCGCAUUCUCGGUACACGCGAAGAGGGAACGAUCUGCACAUGACGCUGCGCAUUGACCUCAUGCAGGCUUUAGUUGGAUUUGAGCUUAAAUUCGAUCAUCUGGAUAAGAAGGAAGUGCAGAUUCAGAAAUCUUCUGUCACCUAUGACGGCGAAGUAAUCAAAGUUAAAGGCAAAGGAAUGCCGAAAAGAGGCAACACUGCAGCAUACGGAGAUCUGCACGUUACGUGCAAAAUCAAAUACCCCAAACAACUCAAUGACAAACAAAAAAGACUCAUUAAGGAGGCGCUCGCUGGCGUUCCGAUGGAGGUCUUCAACUAA